GCUUCCUGGGAAAAAUCUUGGACCCAAUGAAGACAGCAGCACUGGGAUUUCACUGCCUGUGUAGACUAUAUCAUUUCUAAUCAAGCAGAGUUCUGAGUAAAGAUUGUUGGGAGCAGCAGAAACAUCAUUCAAAGAAGCUAUUAAAUGUUAGGUCAUCCACGUCAGCAUUGAUUCAACCUGGAUUUAAACCACAUGCCCAAAGAGCUUCUGAAGAUCCCUGCUCGUGCCUCCCCAUCAAUGUUGUGUGCAUUGUUAAUGCACUGAUAGCCUGUAAACAGGACCCAGCAGGAGUCUUCAACGCAUUGAGAAACAAGAAUGGUGGUGUGCAUACUCUUGUGGUGGAGUCUAAAAGUGCUUACCCUGUCUUUCCUACUGAAAACUACUCUGUCCUUAAAUCCAGAUGACCCCAACGUUUGCAGUCAUUGGGAAAGCUAUGCUGUAACAGUACAGGAAUCUUACGCUCAUCCUUUUGAUCAGAUCUACUAUACAAGAUGUACUGACAUACUGAACUGGUUCAAGUGCACUAGACACAGAAUAAGUUAUAAAACAGCAUAUCGAAGAGGCCUAAGAACAAUGUAUCGGCGGAGAUCUCAGUGCUGCCCUGGAUAUUAUGAAAGUGGAGACUACUGCAUACCUCUUUGCACAGAGGAGUGCGUGCAUGGACGAUGUGUAUCUCCUGACACUUGUCACUGUGAGCCAGGCUGGGGAGGUGCUGACUGCUCCAGUGGUGAGUACAGGCUUAGAAGAAAGUAUUAA
Alligator sinensis (Chinese alligator) is the source of this 756-nucleotide messenger RNA. Its product is annotated as multiple epidermal growth factor-like domains protein 11. Gene Ontology annotation, cellular component: membrane. NCBI's taxonomy places the organism in Eukaryota, Metazoa, Chordata, Crocodylia, Alligatoridae. The transcript has 7 exons. Gene Ontology annotation, molecular function: protein binding. The coding region runs from base 316 to 756 and encodes 146 amino acids. The record is from RefSeq and is a predicted model, not a curated record.